Molecule: messenger RNA, 1299 nt
Organism: Venustampulla echinocandica
Lineage: Eukaryota; Fungi; Ascomycota; Leotiomycetes; Helotiales; Pleuroascaceae
Product: S-adenosyl-L-methionine-dependent methyltransferase
Exons: 4
Coding region: 1-1299 (432 amino acids)
Molecular function (GO): O-methyltransferase activity
Source: RefSeq, a predicted model, not a curated record
AUGUCUUCCCUCGAGAAAUUGACUACCUUGUCAAAUGAAAUAUCGAAGAACACCAAAAUCCUUACAGACUAUCUCUCAUCGAAGGGUCUUGAGGCCCCAUCAUUCGAUGUCGAUGGUCUAGAUGAGUUUCCCAUUUCUCCAGAGGACGAGGAACCAUUCAAAGCUCGCCUCGCCCUCAUUGCCGCGACCAAGGAGCUAUAUGAUAUUUCUCUCGGCCCCAAAGAGAGUCUUCGCUAUCUGGCCUGGGAUGCAGCGAAUAAUCUCUCCCUCCAAGCUGUAUAUGAAUUCAAAAUCGCGGAGAAUGUCCCUCUCUCCGGGUCAAUUUCGUAUCAAGAGCUCGCUGAGAAAGUCAAUGUGCCUCUCCUAAAACUACGGCCUCUCAUCCGUCAUGCGAUGACGAAUCACAUCUUCCAAGAGCCGGUAAAAGGGUAUGUCGGACACACGCGGACUUCUCGGCUUCUUGUUGAGGAUAAACCCCUUCAUGCUUGGGUGGCGUUCUAUUGUGAGGAUUUGUGGGUUUCCAUGACGAAUGUUGUCAAGUCGAUGAAGAAGUGGCCUGGAAGCCAAGAACCUAACCAGACGGGAGUCAACCUCGCGUUUGGGACUGAUCUCCCUUGGUUUGAUUUCCUGCAAUCGGACGAGGCCCUUGCGAAGAGGUAUAAUUUGGCCAUGCAGUCUGUUGGCGGAGGUGAGGGUUUUGCGAUGCACCAUGUUGUUGAGGGGUACCCAUGGGCGGGACUGCCAGAUGGUGCCACGAUAGUUGAUAUGGGAGGAAACCAAGGCUACAUCUCUUUCGCCAUCGCAGAAAAGUUCACCAAGCUCAACUUCAUCGUCCAAGACACUGCAGGAAUGCGCACGACCGAAACUAUCGGCGCUGUCCCCGAAAAUCUAAAAGACCGCGUGACGCUCACUACUCAUGAUUUCUUCACGCCACAGACCGUGGUCGCUGAUGUGUAUUUCUUUCGCUGGAUCUUCCACGGCUUCUCGGAGAAAUACUGUAUCGAGAUUCUUCAAGCCCUAGCGCCUGCGCUGAAGAAGGGCGCGAGAAUUGUGAUUAAUGACGGUACACUACCAGAACCCAACACAGUGACGUAUCUGGAGGAGAAGACUAUGAGGACCAUGGAUAUUAUGAUGCAGGUCACGGUAAAUGCAAGGGAGAGGGAGGUAGAUGAUUGGAAGGAACUAUUUCAAGCAGCGGAUCAGAGAUAUAAGUUCUUGAAGGCUUGGAAGCCAGAGAAGAGUCGAAUGUGGCUGAUUGAGGCCGAGUGGGACCCAGAAGCCGGUGCUCAAGUAGAGUAG